Messenger RNA from Diaporthe citri, 1053 nucleotides. RefSeq lists its product as uncharacterized. The transcript has 2 exons. The coding region runs from base 1 to 1053 and encodes 350 amino acids. The record is from RefSeq and is a predicted model, not a curated record. Lineage: Eukaryota; Fungi; Ascomycota; Sordariomycetes; Diaporthales; Diaporthaceae.
AUGACAUCCAUCGCCAGCAGACUGGGGCGCGCCGUCGUCGCGGUGCCCUUCCUUUUGGUAGCCGUCUGGUGCUUCCAGUCGAUGGACCUCGAGAAGAUCGACGCGAAUGCCGAACCAUACGCUGAGUCCGGUGUCAUCCAGUGGGAUGAUAACGAGAUCAGCAUCCUCGACAACUUCCAUGGCGUUCAGAUCUUGGAUGAGAUUUGGCGGGGAAGCAUGGCCACCUUCUCGACCUCGACCUUUGGAUACGAUUCAGUCGGAGCCUGGCAGGUUUUCUCAUUCCUCAUAGACUUGGGACCUGUAUUCGCUAUUUGGAUCUUGGAGUCGAGCCGUGGGGCCAAUUCGUGGUCGCCUGCGUAUAUCCCAACCUUCUUUACCGUCGCCGCACAAUUGCUGGGCAUAGGAACGGUGGCGCCUGUGUUUUACUUCCUUUGUCUCACAUUCGGUCCCACGGCGUCAGAGCUGGCCACAGCUCCACGACAACGCCGGACUGUCUGGCAUGCGCGCCAGUCUCUCCUGGUGCCUAUCGUGCUUCUCCUCCAUACGUCCAUGGUGCUUGGCAUGUUUGUCGCCCCAAAAUUCACCUCGAGGCAUUACUGGACGUGGGCCUGGCAGCUGGUUCCACUGUGGAUUGGUCUAGGCAACAUCGUUGCCAGCCAGGCCAUCCAACUUUUGGGAGUCAAGCGCCUACUGUCCCCAAAACCAAUGCUUUUCGCGCUUGGCCUGAUCUCGUUCGGCGUCUGGGGCUACACGCUCUUAUUCUCCCCUCAUCCAAUGACGACCCUCUUCUUCCCUGAGGCUGGACCACAAUCUGGACUUGUCCUACACACCCGAAAAGCUCUUCAGGCUGACGAAGUAGGGGUCUACGUGGCUACCUUCCUGUGGUUGGCUUAUUCGUUCCUCGACCUUUACAUUGCUGGCUUCGUCGGAAAUUUAUCCCUCUUGUUUGUUGCAGUGCUACCCGUCCUGACUGCUGGUAUAGGGCCAGGGGCUGCGUUCGUGCUUGGGUGGUAUGUAAGGGAGAGGGUCUUCGCCUCCCCUAAGAAGGACUGA